Molecule: messenger RNA, 567 nt
Organism: Eruca vesicaria subsp. sativa (arugula)
Lineage: Eukaryota; Viridiplantae; Streptophyta; Magnoliopsida; Brassicales; Brassicaceae
Source: the annotation of a GenBank genome assembly
AUGACAAACGGCGGAUCUGAGCGUCCUGCGUCACUGAGAAAGCAAGACACCGCUUCCUUCUCACACAAGAUAUCGUCAACCAAACAACUCUCCUCAUCGCAGCCGCAGGCAUCAGCUUGUCCUUCCUUUAGGAUCUAUUACUACGAUGGAGCUGCCGGUUCCAUCCCUUUCGAAUGGGAAUCUCAUCCUGGUACUCCCAAACAUCCCUCCUCCGAGCUGCCUCCGCCACUUCCUCUCACCCCUCCGCGGUCUCAUUUUUCCUUCUCUGGCAACCAUAUCCGCCGUGGCUCGAAAGAACCCAUCAAAAAAAUCCUCGCACUAAUCCCCAACAGGCUCUUCUGGUUAUCAUCAGGUGGUCUUAAGAAUAAGGUCACGAAACGGUCCGGUUCGUCACAGCCCUCUCUGUCCGAGAGGGUGCUGAUUGCUGACAAUGAGUACCAUCUGUUCAAGUUUCAGACAAAAGGGAAGGUCAUUAAAAAAAUUUCAUCGUUCGACUCUUCUACUGAUCACUGCCCCACCAUUCCCAGCUCACAAUCCACCUCUUGCUUCGGAAUUCGAAUCUGGUAA